Messenger RNA from Setaria italica (foxtail millet), 875 nucleotides. Its product is annotated as germin-like protein 8-14. The coding region runs from base 70 to 720 and encodes 216 amino acids. Gene Ontology annotation, molecular function: manganese ion binding. The transcript has a single exon. Gene Ontology annotation, cellular component: cell wall. NCBI's taxonomy places the organism in Eukaryota, Viridiplantae, Streptophyta, Magnoliopsida, Poales, Poaceae. The record is from RefSeq and is a predicted model, not a curated record.
CAGGUACCUUGAGCUAGUUCUCCAACUUGUAGCUACACAAGGUACGCGUGGCAAGCUCGCCCGGUGACGAUGGCCAAGGCCGUGGUCCUGCUCCUCGUCGUCACACCCUUCCUCUCUUUGCUGCCCUUCUCCUCCCUCGCCCUGAACCAGGACUUCUGCGUCGCCGACCUGCCCCGCGGCGACACGCCGGCGGGCUACCCGUGCAAGCCCCAGACCGCCGUCACCGCCGACGACUUCUACUACCGCGGCCUGGGCACCACCGGCCCGACCAUCAACCCCUUCAACAUUGGCCUGUCCUCGGCCUUCGUCACCCGGUUCCCCGGCGUGAACGGGCUCGGCAUCUCCGCCGCGCGCGUCGACUUCGCCCCGGGCGGCGUCGUGCCGCUGCACUCGCACCCGGGCGGCACCGAGCUCCUCUACGUCAUCGAGGGCGCCAUGGCCGCCGGCUUCAUCACCUCCCUGACCAACCAGGUGUACACCAAGACGCUGUACAAGGGAGACCUCAUGGUGUUCCCGCAGGGCCUGCUGCACUUCCAGUACAACCUCGGCAACGACACGGCGGUGGCGCUCUCCUCGUACAGCAGCGCCAACCCCGGACUCAUGAUCCUGGACUUCGCGCUCUUCGCCAACAACCUGCCCUCGGACAUCGUUAGCAAGCUCACCGUCCUGGAUGAAUUGGAGGUCAAGAAGCUCAAGGCGCUAUUCGGCGGGAGCGGCUAAAGCCAUUCGUUUCGCCGUCGGUCGCCAGAGUUUGUUGAACUUGAAUUGGUCGUGGCUGUAGUGUGUAUGAAUAAUUAAUUUGCACGGGUGUGCACCUGCCAUUUUAAACCAAGUAAUGUGAGAAUAAUUGUUUUGUUUGAAAUGGUGCAAUAGUA